CGUUCUCGCACCUCAGUCGCUGAGUUGGAAGUUCGUGUGGGAAAAGUUGAAGAAGAUUUCUGUGGCAAUUUCCCACAAAAUACACGUUGGAAAAGUGCUAAUUUUUGCAAAAUUUACCAUGUAGAUUGUUGGUGCAGGUGUAGUUAUUAGUAUUGUGUGGGAAAAGUGUGUGAAAUUGUGCUAAAAGUGAGUGAAAAGUUUGGGUAGUGAAAAAAAAUGGCCCCACCAGGCAAUGGGAUUUUUGUGGUCAGGGGCGAACUUUCCACCCUGACCACAGCCAUGAGACGUGGAGCAAGGUGGAGUGGUAGUAAUUCCUAUCAGGAUGAAGAACAAGAUGGACUAUUGAAGCCACUGCAUGAACUGAAAAAUAUCCUGAUACAGAAUGAGGAUUUGCGCCUUAUUGAGCCAAAUGUCUUUCUGGGGCCUUUUCUGGACGUCAUCAAAAGUGAAGAGACUACAGGUCCGGUCACAAGUCUUGCUCUGUCGGCUGUCAACAAGUUUCUAUCGUACGGAUUGAUUGAUCCUACACAUUCCCAUAUCGCAACAACUGUGGAGAAUAUAGCAGAUGCUGUGACGCAUGCGAGAUUUGUCAGUAUAGAUCAGGCUUCUGAUGGUGUGGUGCUGAUGAAAGUUGUCCAUGUACUGAGGACACUGAUGCUGAGCCCAGAAGGCAGUGCCCUGACGGAUGAGAGUGUCUGUGACGUGAUGCUAGCCUGCUUUAAGAUCUGCUUUGAGUCACGUCUCAAUGAAUUGCUGCGAAGAACAGCAGAACAGGCUUUCAGGGACAUGGUCCUUUUGCUUUUCAUGCGACUGCCACAAUUUGUGGAGGAUCGUCAACCCAUCAAUCUGGCCAAGAAGCUGAAGAUGAUGGCAGGCACUGAGGGUGGCCAUAAGAAGAAGAAAUCCAAAGGAGUGGGAAAAAUACCCAAGGUAGCAAAUUUAAAAGCUGAGGAUGGCGAUCAGGAGCCAAUAAGUCCAACAUACCCAAAUUCCGGGAUGUCUCUGAAGCCACCACCUCUGGCCACCACGCCAGCCACUCCGGCGGGGAAUAUUGUGGAUAUGCGUGGGAAGAUAGCAGAAACACCAAUAUCAUCACACAAUCAGCCUCCGAAACGUCCGGAAGAGCAAGAAACCCCUGAUCAGGUAGGUGAAAAUGGGAGUGAAGGGCAGGAAGAGGAACCCCCCAGUCGUCAGGAUAGUGUAGAAUGUGAAGCUGAUGUGGAAGAUGAAAGUGAAGAGGUCAAAAGUCCCAAAGACAAAGUCCGGGAGGAAUAUGUGAAUUCAGUUGGAGUUAGAUUUACCCAACAAAGAAGUACAAGUAUUUCCCUACAUCCAUAUGGCCUUCCUUCCAUCCGGGAACUAUUUCGUUUUAUCAUUUCUCUGUGCAAUCCCCUGGAAAAGCAAAAUACCGACAUAAUGAUGCAUUUGGGCCUGAAUCUGCUGACAAUUGUUCUGGAGAUUGGAGCUGACAGUAUUGGGAAUUAUGAGUCACUUCUGGUUCUCGUCCGGGAUGAUAUGUGUAGGAAUUUAUUUGCACUGCUGAACACCGAAAGACUGACAAUCUUUGCGGCAGAUUUGCAGGUUUGUUUUUUGCUAUUUGAAGCCCUCAGGGGACAUUUGAAGUUCCAGCUUGAAUUCUAUCUGACCAAAUUGGCUGAAAUCGUUGGGAGUGAAAAUCCGAGAUUGCCGUAUGAGAUAAAGGAAAUUGCCCUGGACAAUAUGCUGCAAUUGUGGCGAAUUCCGGGCUUCGUGGCUGAAUUGUACAUCAAUUUCGACUGUGAUUUGUAUUGUACGAAUCUCUUUGAGGACAUCACGAAGCUACUAUCCAAAAAUAGCCUGUCAGCCACUCAAACCAUCCAUAGUACACAUAUCCUCUCCCUGGAUGCCCUUCUGACCAUUCUGGAGGCCAUCAAGAAAAACUGCCUGGCCACUAAAGCUGGCAAUACAGCCACAGUUUCCCGGCACUCCCGCAACAAUUCCAGCUGCGAGAGAAUUGUCAUUGAGAGUGAUGUUGAAGUCAGGAAUAUCAGUAACUACAUCAAUCUCUCUCAACUGGAGAGAUACCACCGGAAUUCCGAAGAUACAACCCUCAGCAAUGAUCAACUUGAAGAACUAAGGAAUAAGAAAAGAAUCCUCUCUCAAGGAACUGAACUAUUCAAUUCACGACCAGAAAAAGGCAUUCAAUAUCUCCAAGAAAAUGGCCUACUUAAUCCCGUUUUGGAUCCCAGAGAAGUAGCACAUUUCCUACGGGAAAAUUCGGGUUUGGAUAAAAAGAUGAUUGGCGAGUACAUCAGCAAGAAGAAGAAUGUUGAGAGUAAAAUCCUAGAAACAUUUGUCAAAUCAUUCGAUUUUACAAAUUUGCGAAUUGAUCUGGCACUUCGGCUCUAUCUGGAGACCUUUCGACUUCCAGGCGAGGCUCCAUUGAUCUUCCUGGUGAUGGAACAUUUUGCUGCUCAUUGGCAUCAGUGCAAUGGUGAACCAUUUGCAAAUACAGAUGCAGCAUUUAGGCUGGCAUAUGCCAUCAUCAUGCUCAAUAUGGAUCAACACAAUUACAAUGCCAAACGCCUGAAUAUUCCCAUGACAGCAGAGGAUUUCCUCAAGAACCUCCGUGGGCUCAAUGGGAGCUCAGAUUUUGACCAGGAUAUGCUUCUGAGUGUUUACAAUGCCAUCAAGAGCGAAGAGAUUGUCAUGCCAGCUGAGCAAACGGGCAUUGUUAGAGAAAAUUAUCUGUGGAAGGUGCUACUGAGGCGAGGAGCUGGCAGAGAUGGGAGAUUUAAUCAUGUGACUGGAGCUGCUCAUGAUAAAGAACUAUUUAGAAUUGUUUGGGGUCCGACGCUGGCAGCCUUGAGCUUUAUGUUUGAUAAAUCCAGUGAUCCUAGUAUCUAUCAACGAGCCAUCCGUGGAUUUUCGGCCAGUGCCAGUAUCUCUUCCCACUAUGAACUUCAUGAAGACUUUGAUGCUCUAGUAUUGACCCUGUGCAAGUUCACAACUCUUAUCAAUGUUCCCGAAGAUGCUAAUGAGAUCGCAGCUAGUGUGGCCUUUGGGCAGAAUGGAAAAGCUCAACUGGCUCUCAAGUGUACCUUUGGUCUGGUCCAUGAACAUGGAGAUACAAUGAGGGAGAGCUGGAAGAACAUUCUAGAUGCCCUGGCGCAAUUGUUCAAGUUGAAACUCCUUCCAAAAGCCCUGAUGGAAGUUGAGGAUUUCUGUGAGGCUUCGGGAAAAGUGGCUCUUGUUCACAUAAAGCCUCAGCUUGUAAAGUCCGAUGCUGGACUCCUGAGUAGCCUGUAUUCAUAUCUCAGUUCAGAUAGUCAGCGUCAACCGUCGUAUGAAGAACAGGAGAUCAUCAAAGUGUCGAAGAAGUGCAUAAAAGAAUGUCAGGUAGAUCAGAUAGUGACAGAAUCAAAAUUUCUGCAGUUUGAAUCCCUCCAGGAGCUGCUUAAGUGUCUAUUUGGAUGCUUAAAACCACCAGAAAGCCAUAAAUCCGUGGGAAUAAACUAUCCGGAGGAUGUUACGGUGUUCCUCAUGGAGCUCUCUGUGCGCAUUCUCAUUCACAAUCGAGAUAGGAUUUUGCCUAUUUGGGAAUUUUGUCGAGAGCCCCUGUACAAUCUUUUGAUAGGAGCUGCUAAAUGUGGUUACGAUUAUCUUCUAAAUCGGUGCAUUGUGGCCAUUCUCAAAUUGGCCAUCUACCUCAUGCGCAAUGAAGAACUUUGCCCUGUGGUCCUGCAGAGUCUUAAAACCAUCCUAAUUCUUAAGCCACGUGUUAUCUUCCGAAUUUCCCGGCAAAUUUCCACGGGAGUUUAUGAAUUGCUAAAGACCAGUGCUCAGAAUAUCCAUACCGAAGCUGACUGGGCGAUUAUCUUCACGCUGCUGGAGUGCGUGGGAGCAGGAUCAAUUCCGGCAGAUACGGAGGAAGCAACAACAGCCAAUGGCACUAAGUCCGACGGAGCGUUGAGCAGUGAAGAAGAUUCUGGAUUGCCAGAUCGAGGAUACACAUCGGACUCUGAGGUGGGCAGAAGUGGACAAUUAUCUACCACAAGUACUCCCUUAAUCAGUCCUACAAGUGGCGAGAAUUGGAUUCUUGUCAAUAAGGAUGCGGCUGAUGUACAGAUGGCAAGGCCACUAUCGCCCAUCAAUACUUUAGCCUACAAUUGCAAGCUAGGGGAGCAUAGCCCGGUAGCGCUAGUGAAGUGUUGGGACAGUCUAGCGUUCAUCGUGAGGAAUGUAGCCCACAUAACGCCCUACAACUUUGAGAGCUGCGUCAGGUGCAUGAGAACAUUUGUGGAGGCAUCUCUGAAUGGGGGCCAGAAGACGAGGAGGACAAAGGCACAGAAGGGAGGAGGUGCAGCUAGGAGGGAUAGGAAGCGGGAUGAGAGUAGUGAUAGUGAGGAGGAAGAAGUCCCUGAGAGAUAUCCAACGAUAGCCAUUCAACUGUUAGACCUCAUGCAUACUCUGCACACGCGGACAGCUCAGAUCUUUCGCUGGUGGGCAGAAGAAGGUGGAGUUCUGCCACAUGGUGGUGCUCUAUGGGCUCAGGGAUGGUGUCCGUUGCUACAGGGUAUUGCCCGAUUGGCUACGGAUCAGAGAAGGCAAGUGCGGACAAGUGCUAUCACGUGCCUCCAAAGAGCUCUCCUGGUUCAUGAUUUGCAAACACUGAGUGGACCAGAAUGGGCAGGGUGUUUCAAACAGGUGCUAUUUCCUCUGUUGUCGGAUCUCCUGUCUGAAUCCCCAGCUCCUAGUGAUCCUAGUCUUCUGGAAGAGAGUCGCAUGCGAACAGCUACGAUCAUGUCUAAGGUCUUUCUCCAUCAUCUAACUCCGUUGAUUGGAUUGACGAAUUUUGCUGAGCUCUGGCUGGAGAUUCUGGACUAUAUUGAGAGAUUCAUGAAGGUGGGGAGUGAUUUGUUGUACGAGGCUAUGUUGGAGAGCCUCAAGAAUGUGCUCCUGGUGAUGCAUUCCGUGAGAGUAUUUCAUGCAGCUGAUGGAGUAAGUCAUACUCCUCUCUGGGAUGUCACGUGGUCAAGGAUCUCGAUGUUUCUGCCCAGCCUCAAGGAGGAACUCUUCAAGGAUGAGGUUGAACUUCCUGGACAGUCUUCUGCAACUGCUGCUUUUAUUCCAACCACGGAAAAUGCAGCAGUUACUCCAAAGACCAGUAUCAUCCUGCAGCCACCGGUGAUGAAUCAGGAAUCCUCUUCAGCUGCUGUUCCUCUUUUAAUUGGUCGGGCAUGUCCUCCAGUAGUAGCACCAUCAGUUCCUGUCAUUCUGCAUCAAACACCACCCCUUCAGCAACCUCAAUUUGUAGAGAGUCUCCCGGAAACGCCGAAGCGAGAAGUGCAGCAACUUUUUCUUAAUCCUGACUUUACCAAUGUCAUUGAACUGCCAGUGACUCCUCCAGUGCAGGAACCUGGAGUGCCAAUGAGUCACCUUCUGGCGGGAAAUCAGUAUCCAUCUCUGACCAAGGUGCCACCGAAUAUUGCCCAGAGUUUUGCGCCAGUUUUUGUUCAGCCACAAAACAUGCAAUCCGACAGUGACAUUUACAGUGACUACGUGAAAAAUCCCUACAAUCUUACGCUGCAAGCGGAGGCUGGGGAGGAGGAGGAAGAGAAGAAGCCGGAACUGCCAGAGGGUAACCGAGUAUUGGGAUCUUCGGAAGCAAUGGCAAAUUCCAGGGAGUCAAAUGUUUUUCAAUCGGCCAAUUAUUUUGGAAACGACACUGGAGUCAUUCCACCGGGGUCAGAAGUAUUCUUUGGAGGACCCUAAGAGCAUUUCUCCAGGAAUUUGAAGAAAAAAAAAGGAGAUUGAAGAGUCAUGCAAUUUAUCUGUUGCUAGAUUUUUAAUUUUACUAUGUUAUUGUAUUAUGAGUAAAUUAUUGGACGAAUUGGACACAAUAAACUAAUCAUUUUGUGGUAUAAAA
Messenger RNA from Phlebotomus papatasi, 5908 nucleotides. It is a transcript of the gene garz, whose product is annotated as Golgi-specific brefeldin A-resistance guanine nucleotide exchange factor 1. Lineage: Eukaryota; Metazoa; Arthropoda; Insecta; Diptera; Psychodidae. Gene Ontology annotation, biological process: regulation of ARF protein signal transduction. Bases 217 to 5754 code for a protein of 1845 amino acids. The transcript is spliced from 6 exons. Gene Ontology annotation, molecular function: guanyl-nucleotide exchange factor activity. The record is from RefSeq and is a predicted model, not a curated record.